Molecule: messenger RNA, 189 nt
Organism: Protopolystoma xenopodis
Lineage: Eukaryota; Metazoa; Platyhelminthes; Monogenea; Polystomatidea; Polystomatidae
Source: the annotation of a GenBank genome assembly
AUGAGGCUCGAGAACUCGAUCGUGACUGGCCGGCUGGUUGAAACCGGUUACGACCAAGAAUUUGCCAAUUUUUGCUUGAUUCCGGACCUCUCGUCACGACCAGCAUUCAGUCGAUUCGGACGAAGAGGGUCAGUCGACACAACAAGCGCGGGCAGAGACGUCAAGAAGACGACAAAUCUGGCGAGGUGA